Perca fluviatilis (European perch) is the source of this 1029-nucleotide messenger RNA. RefSeq lists its product as uncharacterized. The record is from RefSeq and is a predicted model, not a curated record. Bases 79 to 756 code for a protein of 225 amino acids. NCBI's taxonomy places the organism in Eukaryota, Metazoa, Chordata, Actinopteri, Perciformes, Percidae. The transcript has 3 exons.
CUGGGAUUGGCUACAGAGUACUUCCUGUUUCAUAUUUAACCCGUGCUCAGAGAGGAAGAUAUUUCAGCAGACAAUCGAAUGGCAACUUGGUUUCCUACAAGUCUGCUGCUUGUCAUUGCACUUGUAAGCAGAAAUGGCUGUUGCUUUCCUGUUAAAAAAGGCUGGAGCCAGCAUGGUCCUUAUGAAGGCAGUUUCUCUAACAUGGAGGCGCGUCUUGACUUCCAUGAUGGCUCAUCCCAAGGUGCUCCUGCACAGCAUUCUAUUGUGAGUGACCCUGCUGUUUCAUUCCCGUCUGAAUCCAUUGAGAAGGGAGCGGAUUCUAGUCCUGGACGCUAUGCAGCAAGCCUCGGUCCCAUUCCAGUCAUGUCCAGUGACUCUUCAUGGUAUGCUGGUCCUGGUCGGGGUACUGUGCACAAUUCUGCGACUGCCUACACCGCAUCCAGAACAUCUCAGCCCACACCUGACAUUGGCCUUCCUGCCCCCCCCCCUCCACCGUUCUUUCAACCAAGUGAGCUUGACCAAUAUAAAGCAUACUUGGCUCAUGGAAAUUGGGAAAGGGAAACUGAGGAGCUAAGCUAUCCUCAGCUGCCACUUCCUACAUAUCCAGAACUUGGCUUCCAGCCUGCGGAUCUGUAUUCCUCAAUCCUUGAGCAUGGAAAUGAAGAGCGCCAACUGGAAGAACAAGGUUUCAUGCCACAAGGCUUGUCAACUGCUUCCACAUUGCAAGAAGGCCCCAUGCAGCUAGUUCCACAAUAGCUGACACAAGUUGGACCAAGCCAGUACCACAUCUUCUUGACUGGUCGUAUUCCUCCUGGCAAAUGUACUCCCUUGAGUCAAACUAUGAGGAAGGCAGAGACCAAUGGGAUGAAUCUCAAAAUCCAGUAACUCCCAAAUGGCCUGAGGGGCUUCAGGAAUAUAUCCACACUUAGCCGGACUGAACAACUUUGAACAAACUUGUAUGCUCUAAAAUGUAUUUUGAGGUCUUUGCUGUUUGUGUCACUUAAUAAAUCCUAAGUGAAUGAUAAUGUA